AGCUCAACGCCUACUUGUCAAAUAGGAGUUUCUCCUUUCUACUGUCAAUUGAAUGUCUAUAUUGGACGACGUGGACUACAACUUGGAUUGACACAAGUAUAUACUGAGUUUUUCCGACCUAUAUAAUGGUUUGCUGUUACUCUUGAACAAGCUCUAACAAAAUAGUUGCUCAUUUAGGAAUGUCAUGCUCCUUUUCAACUACUAGUAACAUGCUAGCCAAGUUACUUCUUGAAAUAGUUGUAGUUAGCAACUAGUAGUUAGCAAGAUUAUGAUUUGGGAACACUAGCUAGCAAAACGUAGUUAACGUUUGCUAGCUUACGAGUUAGAGGACAGCACAAGCUAGUUUCUCACCCUAAAAAUUAGUUUUUAGUUCGUUAAAUAUACUUUUUUUUCGCUUGACACCAAGCAACUUGUUGGUGGUGGCUAACUCGUUAGCGCUUGGUUUUUAUAAAGCAGUUUUACAGCUUCUUAUGCUAGCUAGCUGACCUAGCUAACGUUAAAGACAUGGGGUUACACCCGUUGGAGUUUAGCGAAUGCUACCUGGACAGUCCCAUUUUCAGGGAGAAAAUAAAGGCACACGAGGCAGAGUUGGACAAAACCAACAGAUUUAUCAAGGAACUCUACAAGGAUGGAAAGAAUCUCAUCAAUGCCACAAAACAGCUUGUGUUGGCCCAGCGCAAGUUUGCCCAGUCCCUGGGAGAAUUCCAGUUUGAGUACAUCGGCGACGCGAAGACCGACGAUGAGAGGUGUAUUGAUGAAUCCUUGCAGGAGUUCUCCAACUUUCUUAAGAACCUGGAAGACCAAAGAGAGCUGAUGAUGAGGAAUAUUACAGAAACGCUAAUGAAACCACUGGAGAAGUUCAGAAAAGAGCAACUGGGCUCAGCCAAGGCAGAAAGGAAGAAGUAUGAGAAGGAAACUGAGAAGUACUACAGCUCCUUGGAAAAGCUUUUGAACAUGUCAGCAAAGAAGAAGGAACCGCAGCUACAGGAGGCGGACAGCCAGGUGGAGAGCAUUAGACAGCACUUCCAGGAGGAGUCUCUGGACUACGUGUGUAAACUGCAGGAGAUCCAGGAGAGGAAGAAGUUUGACUGUGUGGAGCCAAUGCUGGCGUUCUUUCAGACCGUGUUCACCUUCUACCACCAGGGAUUUGAGCUGGCCAAUGACUUUAACCACUACAAGAAAGCCUUACAGAUCAAUAUACAAAAUACACGGAGUCGGUUUGAGGGCACGCGGGUGGAGGUGUUUGAGCUGAUGAAGAGGAUAAGAGAGGUUCCCCAGGAGUACAGACAGACCAGCCCCAUCAGCAGCGAAGGAUACCUCUACGUCCAGGAGAAACGGCCCCCUCCUUUUGGUUCCAGUUGGGUGAAGCGUUACUGCACGUUUGUGAAGGAACAGAAAAUCCUACACAUGGUCACCUUUGAUCACAGGUCAGGAGGAAAGAUGGGCGAGACUGAGUCGGUCACCCUCAAGUCUUGCGUCCGCAAAACCACAGAUAUGCUGGACAGGCGGUUCUGUCUCGAUAUAGAAAUCACAGACCGACCGGGAACGGUCCUCACGGUCCAGUCGCUGUCGGAAGAUGACCACAAGUUCUGGAUUCACGCCAUGGGUGGGAAAGAACCAGCUGGGCAGUACUUGGGUAAAACGUAUUCAAAAGAACGUGGAAUCGAUGCACAGCUAGAUGACGUAGGAUUGUCAUUUGUGAAGAAUGCCAUCAACGCCAUUGAGACAAGAGGUAUCAAUGACCAGGGCCUAUACAGAGUGGUGGGGGUCAGCUCCAAAGUCCAGAAGCUCCUUAGCCUAAUGAUUGAUGAGAAGAGUAAUGAUGUGGAUCUGUCUACGUGUGAGGACUGGGAUGUGAAAACCAUCACCAGCACACUAAAGCUGUAUUUGAGGAGUCUUCCUGAGCCACUGAUGACCUAUGGACUCUACAAAGACUUUAUCGCCCCUGCAAAGGGUGGUAGUCCAGAGUCUCGUAGCCAAGCCAUCCACUGCCUGGUCCACAAGCUGCCUGAGAAGAACCGCCUGGUCCUGGGGCUACUGAUGAAACACCUGGCUACUGUGGCGGCCCACAGUAAGUUGAACCUGAUGACGGUGGCCAACCUGGGUGUGGUGUUUGGUCCCACCCUGAUGAGGCCCCAGGAGGAUACUGUGGCUGCCAUCAUGGACCUCAAGUUCCAGAACAUUGUGGUGGAGAUCCUCAUCGAGCAACACGAGAAGAUCUUUGGAGAUGUCCCAGGUGCGUCUUCCCCAGGGCUCUCCGCCCCCACCAGGCAGUCCAAGAAACUGUCUGUUCGACAGAACCGACCCCUUGCCGUCUAUAACCCAAAGACAGUGGACCUGCAGACAGUGUCACCAACAUCACCUGAUGUCGGUUCCAACUCGGAUGAGGCGUCGCUAGGCAGCAACGAGUCGGUGUCGUCCCAGUCGACUGCCUCGGGGACGCCUCCGGAGAAGGCCAACCAUGCUCCCCUUCUCGCCAGCCUCACCACAGGAGACAGCCCAGGGGCCUGCAUCACUGUAGCAGCCUCGUGGCUCAACUCUGGAGCCCUGACCAAAGCCAGUUCUGAUGGGGACAAGACAGUGGACGGUGUCACCGGUGGCGGCGGCAAGAGAGCUAUGGCGGUGUACCCGUGCGAGGCCGAGCACGAAUCUGAGUUAUCCUUCCAGGUCGGAGCAAUAUUCAGCGCCGUGGCACCUUCCAGGGAACCUGGCUGGCUGGAAGGAGAGCUGGAGGGGAAGAAAGGCCUCAUCCCUGAAAACUAUGUGGAGAUGCUGUAGUCCAGAACCUUAGACCUCUUAGCCUGUAUACUUUCAGUGGAAGACUAGCCUUGUCCCAGAGCUGUUUGUACUGUAUACUUUUAUAUGGUCAUAGUCAUUACCAAAACAUUGUUGGGAAGAACGCACAAACAGAUCUUGGACCAGGCUAGUGGAAGAGGGGUCUCGUCAUCCCUGACAAUCUCCAUCUAGAUGCUGUAUGCCAAACCCAACGGUCGCCUGGCCUGCCACCAUCUAUGGCUGUAUCUCGCCCAACAGUCACCUUAUACAUGGUAUCCAUGAAGUCGAUGUUGACACACUCCCAUUCUCAAAUUCAUACUUUUUCUUAUGCCUUCAAAUCUCACGUUCCCUGCCCGGCGACUACUAUGCGUUCAUCAACACGUUCAUUCAUUUUAAUGCAGAAUAAUAAUUAUUCCCCAGCAAUGAUGUACAAUCCAUUAUCUUGGAAAUAGGAAAGAAAGUAACAUUUUUAAGGUGCCUUACAACACCAAGACAGAGUUGACAUGCAUUUACUGAACGGGUAUGUUUGGAAAAUGCUAAAGAGUUGUGUUCCGUGAAGAAUGUCUGGAAUACUCUUCAAGAGGUGCUUUGGGAUAUUGUGAUUUAUUUAAUUGGCACAUUGAUUGCAUAUUUUAUAUUUUUUUAAACCACAAUAUUAGCUCUUUUUUUUUUUUUUUUUUUUUUCAAAGUAUGGUAUCCACCGUUGUGACUGAUUGUACACUGACAUGCCGUAGAGGCAGUCAUAUUGGAAUGGGUCUCCUUCGAUCAAACCAUAGAAAUAUAAUUACUAGAACGGUUCUUGUAUUUCUAUGGUUCAGACACUCUUCCUCUGCAUACUUGUUGACCUAGACAUUCAAUGAUGUCCGAACUUAGUCUAGUUAUCGGGUUGUUUCCACUUCAAAAAGCACUAGGAGGAUUUUGACACCCACCAUCUCAGAUUGUGCUGAAAUCGUUUCUGUAGUUACAAACAGAUAAGAUUAGCAUUCCUGAAACAUUAUUUUGUUGAAAUGUAAUUUGAUCUCUAAGAAUUUAAGCUAAUUGAUUGCACCCAAAUUGGCCAUUUAAAAUGAUAGGAUUUAAAUAAUCUUCAAUAAAUAUAGUAACAUUUGACCAUAAUUCUUCCUACCAAUGAGUAAGACAUGAGGAAUCCAAUAGCCACCCACAUACUCCUCAUCAAUUGCACCCCACAACCAGUAUACAGUAUCGGUUUUCUGUCUAGCAAGUAGUAUGGAGCUGCGGCUUGGAGUAUUGCUUCUUCAUCCUAUGUAAUGUAUUUCCUGUGAAUCUGGUGUUUGUUCCCCCCCGUUCAGAGAUUAGCCAUUUGAAGUUGCUGGCAUUACCAUAAAUUAGUGAGUACCAGGUUUUACCUACUAUAUGCCGCUGUUCCUGCUACUGCCACACCCUUUUAUCCAUUUUGCUGGUCUCUGUGUUUAUUACAUGGGUCACACCUUUUGAGACCCAUGUUAUAAACAUGGGUUAAAAAAUUGCCAUGCAAUUUACUUUGCAAUUUUGGGUAGAAAAACCAAUAGCUUUUGCUCAUGAUGAAACUAAAUUGUGGCCAUCCUCAUAAUUCAAGCCAGGCUUAAUCUGUGUUCAGGAAACAGCCCCUCUGUGUGGUUUAUUCCCUUUAAAAAAGGUCUGGGUUAGUUUGACCAUUCCUGGUGAAUAAACAAACCAUUAGGCUACAGCAGUUCUAAUGGUUUCAGUGUUAUGCUCUUCAAUGGGAAAAGUCCCAAACACACACUGUAUAGUAUCUUGCAAUGGUGUUGGGUUUAAUGGUACAAGUUGCUAAUCACACAACAUAUAUUUUCAAAUAAUUGUAUUAAACAUAUGACUGCCAUGCAAUAGUUUAUAAUUUUGUUAGGCUUUUUGUCACAUUUUAGUCACUAGCCCAUUUCUUCAGAGUUUUGGGCUUGUAGGAAAAGUUUUCAUGAGAAUUGCACCUUAGGUGGUGUUGCCCACUCAGAGCUGCCAUUUGUUGGGUUGAAUCAUUAGGCUGCUAAGACAGAGAAACUGAAUUGCUUUCAUGGAGGACUGUCUUGACUUGUGAGGAUUCCCACACAAUUUAUUUUCAUGAGCAAAAGCUAUUGGUUUUCUACCCAAAGUUGCAAAGAAAAUGUUGUGAUCUGUUUAAUAAACACGAGACCAGCAACAUUUACAAAGGGGUGUGUCAGUAGGAACGGCAACAUCAAGUUGACAACCUGGUACUUUCAGACUAAUAUUUGGUAAAUAAUACAAGUGAUUUCAAAUGGCAAAUUUCUCUGAACGGGGGAAAAGAAACACCUGAUUCAGAGGGAAUACAUUACAUAGAAUGAAGAAGCAAUACUCCAAGCCGCAGCUCCAUACUACUUGUUAGACAGAACUGAUGCUGUAUACUGACCAUUGGUGUGGGGGGGUCCUUCGGUGGCUUUUGCUCAUUUUAUUGGAUUCCUCAUGUCUUGCUCAAUGAUAGGAUAACCUUCGGUCCAAAUAAGAUGUUGGGUACUAUAUUUAUUGAUUAUUAUGUGAAUCCUGUAAAUUAGAAGGGCCAAUUUGGGUGCAAUCAAUUAGCUUAAUUUCUCAGAGGUCAAGAAAAUGUUCGCAGGAAUGCUAAUCUUAUGUUUCAAAAUACAGAAAUGGCUUGCUGAAAUGGCAUGAGUAUCUAAAGUUCUAAUCAAUUCUUUAGGUGUGACAAUGUUCAACUCAAUGCAGCAAUGAUGUAUGGGAAUGUGCAAAACAAAGUGGGGUUUUAUCAAUCCAUAUUUGACAUUGUUCAAAAUCUUUCUGAACAGAAUUUACGAAAAUUAGAUGACGUUCCAUCUACUUUUUAUUUUGUGCCAAAUUGACUGACGACAAUAUUUUAUUAUUAUUACCACAAUCACAAAUGCAGUAUUUUCCCAAUUGUAUUGUCUAUGGCUGUGUAUAUAGUUAUUUUAAAAGGCCACACAAAAUGCCAAGUAUAUUCUAUUCCAGAACCCUCUUUUUUUAGUGGUCAACAGAAUUAGUUUUUAGUGGUUUCAUUUGGAGUGGUUUUUACAAUUGUAAGUGUACUAAACCCAUCACAAUACUUUUAUUCUAUUGCCGUUCAACAAAGCCGGUUUCAUUUUUCUAAGAGCUUUUGUUCUCUCAUUUUGCAUUGCAAUUGCAGUAAUUUAAGACAGUGAUUCAUGACAUUUCUAAAGGUCGUGGCAUCCAUUUCAAUUUUGUAACAUUGGAUGUCCUCUUGAUCAAUGUUAAAUAAAUAAAGACAUUUUUAUUCUUUA
Molecule: messenger RNA, 6017 nt
Organism: Salmo salar (Atlantic salmon)
Lineage: Eukaryota; Metazoa; Chordata; Actinopteri; Salmoniformes; Salmonidae
Product: rho GTPase-activating protein 10
Biological process (GO): signal transduction
Cellular component (GO): cytoplasm
Molecular function (GO): protein binding; GTPase activator activity
Source: RefSeq, a predicted model, not a curated record